Trichoderma breve is the source of this 1263-nucleotide messenger RNA. RefSeq lists its product as uncharacterized. Lineage: Eukaryota; Fungi; Ascomycota; Sordariomycetes; Hypocreales; Hypocreaceae. The transcript has 2 exons. The coding region runs from base 1 to 1263 and encodes 420 amino acids. The record is from RefSeq and is a predicted model, not a curated record.
AUGGUGCCAGGAAUGGACGACAGCGCAUGGCUGAGUCCUCUAGUCCAACAGCAACUGGGUGAAGUUCAGAGAGAAUGGCCAUGUAUCCGUGUGAUGCAGCCCAUACUGUGGCACUAUGAAGAUGCAGCACAUCCACAGCAAGCAACGAACUGGAGUGGAUUCAGAGACUUGCUUGAUCUUAUCCAAAACCAGGCUGAUCUAUUGAAUCUCGGCCGCGAUGGGGAAGCAACAGGGAGAGCCGUUGCCAUGUCAGCACUUCAUGCAACUACUUUGCCAGGGCUACCAUUCGAGUUGUGGAGCAAAGUGUUGAGUUUUACAGGUGAUUGGGAGUUGGCCGCUGCGCUUGGUAUCAACACCAGUCUGCCUGUGCCAACAGAAUGGAGCCGGACGGUCCUUACAUGCAACACGGCUGCCAUUUGUCGGAAGUUAUCACAAGCACCAGACGAUUUCCAGAUUUUACCAGUGCUGGUCGUGAAACUCAUCACACGAUUCGCUCUAGUUAAGGUGCUCGCUUAUCUGGAAAACAACCACCCUCAGCUGUUCAAGGCAUUCGAUGGGGCUUUUCUUCCAACCAAAGCGUCUGCAUAUUACCCCCAGGUCAAAGUCUUGGAUUACUGGAAAAACAGUCCUCACUUCCAGAAUCGCCAUGUCUACGAUACCGAGGCGAUAGAUGGCGCAUGUAAGAAUGGCCACGUGCAUAUUUUGCAGUGGUGGAAGCUAUCGGGGUUACCAUUAUUAUACACCAAGGUCUCACUGGAACAGGCGAGCGGUAACGGCCUCAUCUCGGUCCUUGAAUGGUGGCGCGAUGCUGCUGCCAUAGAUCAUAACAUCGUGUUGAAGACUGGCAGGUCGCUCUUAUGGGCCGCCACGAAUGGUCAAGCAGAAGUGCUACGAUGGUGGCAUGCUUCUGGCAUUGAAAUGGGUUACAGCGGUGGUGUAGCCUUUACAGCUAGCCGGUGGGGACACGUCCACGUCUUGGAGACGUGGCGAAAGCUGCAAGGCGAUGACAAUGUCUUGUUUGAUGCCGAGGAAGUCAUAUACAUCGCUACAGCUCGCCAACAUGUGGAAGUCCUCGAGUGGUGGCGGCAGUUUGCCCGGGGUAUGCUCGACGGCAUGAAUGGGCGAGGAGUCAAGGUCAAGUUUCGGACGCGAAGAAUCCAAGAGGCUGUUGAAUCUACUCCCAAGUCUCAAGAAUGGUGGUUUCGUUAUAGACUAAGUAUUGGGAAAGACCAGGACUGGUGGCCCUCUUUUCUAGCAUUGUGA